Messenger RNA from Nymphaea colorata (pocket water lily), 1817 nucleotides. RefSeq names its product UPF0496 protein At2g18630-like. Lineage: Eukaryota; Viridiplantae; Streptophyta; Magnoliopsida; Nymphaeales; Nymphaeaceae. The record is from RefSeq and is a predicted model, not a curated record. The transcript has a single exon. Bases 508 to 1275 code for a protein of 255 amino acids.
CUCCCUUGCUUUCUGUGUUCACUGAAGGAAACGGCCGUAACUGUGUUCGGAAUCUCUACAUUUACCAGAGACAGGAGAUCGCGUCGUCCAAGGGCUCCGUUCAUCCUCACACCGCUUUUCCGCUUCGUUUGGCCAUCAUCCUACGGAUCCACACCACCAUCUACCUGUGGUAACUCUUCUGACCGUCUGCCUCUGGUAAGCCUUCUGAAACCGGUAACUCUUCUGACCGUCUGCCUGUGGUAAGCCUUCUGAAACCACACCACCGUCUGCUGGUAAGCCUUUCGAAACCAGUAACACACCACCGUCUGCCUGUGGUAAGCCUUUCGAAACCAGUAACACACCACCGUUUGCUUGUGGUAAGCCUUCUGAAACCAGUAACACACCACCGUUUGCUUGUGGUAAGCCUUCCAAAACCAGUAACACACCACCGUCUGCCUGUGGUAAGCCUUCCGAAACCAAUAACAAAGAAUUGUCUGCCUGUGGUAAGCCUUCCAGCAAACGCAAACCAUGGCUAAUGGCCGCAGCUUCUACAAGAAAUCCAUGCGCCAUUACCAGCAAGCGUGCCGGGAGGACCCAACGUUGUCGACCAACGACGAGAAGUUUCAGCAGAGGACGACGAGCAUGGUGCAGGGCUUCUACUCUCCUGGAGGGGAAGAAGGUAAUAGCAGCACCCUCAUUCCUUCCUUUGAUAUCAUAAACGAGAUUAACUUAGCUGCUGGGGAGAUAUUGACCUACAAGCAAGACAUAGGUAGCAAUGCCCAAAUCCUCCCAAUGGUCAACAGCUACUUCGAGCUUUGCAAGACGACACUGGAUUCUUUAUGUAGUUUGGAGGUACAUCUCUCUUGCACCAUGAACAAAUUGACGGCGUUCCGUGGCAGCUGGCAUGUGGAUCAGAAGGUGAGGGAAGCAGUCACAUGCGCCGAGGGCGACGUGGGCUGCUUCUUUCUCUCCCUUCCCGGGCUGAUCCGAAAGCACGUUCAGAUGCUCCACAAGCUGCAGUUGGCGAGGGAUGAGGAAAUGCCAACUAGACCGAGGAGUUUGAAGAACCCAACGCCUCGAAGAGUAAUCACGAUCAUGUUCUGGACUGUGUACGCUGGUGUCGUGAUCUUUUCCAUCUUGGCAGCAUCCCUGCAUGCACCCCCAGUUCUGGCAAUGCUCCCCACGGCGGUCAUAAGCUUAUUGAGCUGGGGUCCUUUCGUCAACUGGGUUGAAGGUUUUUGGGACAUAGCCGAGGAAACUGAGGGGUGGCCGCGGGGGAGAAGAGAAUGGUUUUGAUUCGAGAACUGGAGGACAUCAAACUUUUAACGAUAUGCAAUAGGGAGAGAGCAGUCGAAGCUGUGUUGAAGACAAUGGCCGAAUUGAAUGAGCAGGUGGAAAAAUGCAACCGUGUGAUUUGCAGGGCAAGGAACAAGUUCUUGCGAGAAAAAUUACAGAGCCCCAGAGGCACAAAGAUCGUGCUCGAGCAUUUACCCAUCGGCAAGUAGUUCGUUUGGAGCAGAAGAAAGACACAUUUCUUGAGAAGAUGUCCGAGUGUUUGAAUCAAAGAAGAGCUUUUUCUAAAUUUUGUAAGAAACUCACUUUCGGGUUUGUCAAACUUGGGUUUCCCCAGUAGUGUUAAAAAAUACAUCACGCAAAAAAUGGGUGGCAAUCAUCCAAAUAACGCAAUCUAGUCUUACUUGCUUAAUUAGUCAGCGGCAUAUGAAUAACAACUGCAAAAUUGCUCUCUCGUGUGUGCCUGUCUUGCCUGCGUGUCUAAGAAUUUGAAAGGACAUUAUGGAAACUAGACAUGCAGAUUGGAUUGAUCUAAGGGUUACAAA